ACGGAGCAAGCGCCACGUCCCGUCCACCGCUCCCUCCCAGAGCCGCAUUGCAGGGACCCGCUUAGACCCUGCAGGGUGCCAGCUACUCUAUACCGAGGACCCCGUCUUGAAUUCUUCCCGGGACCCCAUAAACUCUGCCAGGGACUCAUUCGCCUUCACCUGUGGACCGGACCCCGUCGCUCUCACCUGGAACCCCUCCGCCCUGCACUGCUGCGCCAUGCGGACCCUGCUGGAGGCCCCUGUGCAGGUCCCUGUGGGGGCCCCGGGGAGGGCCCCGGGGAGGGCCCCUGCUGUGGGCUCUGCGUCCCUCGGCCUCUUCCUCCCGCUGCUCCUUGCGGCCGCGCUGCGCCCAGCCACUCCGUGCGGCACCGUGGGGAUCUCGUUCCUGGGUGCGUCUCGCUGUGAGCUUGCGCUGCUGAAUUCGCUGCCCUGGGAAGACGUGUCCUUGAAGCACAUUCAGCUGAACUACAGCCACGGCGAGAUCGCGGUCCCUGACGCCUGGCCCAAGGAUCGGCCCGUGAUCGUGGUGUCCGGGGAGGAGGACGAGGAGGCGGAUGGGGAUGACCCCCCCAUCUACUCGCACGGCCCCCCGCUGCUGCGCGUGAACGCGCGCUCCGUGCGCGACGCCUCCGAGUCCGGGCUGCAGCUCGCGCCGCGCGCCUCCGCGCUGCUCGGAACCGCCGCCGAGAUUGCCAUUCAUCUGCGCUGGGACGGAGUCAUCCUCCUCUAUGAUCAUGGCAAACACGUGGACGUGGGCUUCGUGGAGAAGCUGCAGCUCUCCACGAGGGUGGUGACCAUGAGGCUCUCCCCGCCGGGCUCCCCCGAGCUCCGCACCCUCCUGGAGCGCGUGAGGCAGGAGCGGGUGAGAAACAUCAUCAUCAAGUGCCGCCGCUCGUGGCUCCGCGACAUCUUCAUUGAGGCGGACGAGUUCGGACUGACCUCCCCCGUCUACCACUGGGUGCUGCCCAUGCUGGAGUCGAACCCGCGCUGGCUGCUGCAGCUGCCGCUGAGCUGGGGCUGGGCGCGCGCGACGGUGAUGCGGGUGCUGGGCACGGCGGGCGGGCAGCCGUGCAGCACGCCGGGCGCCGCUGAGGCGUGCGCCACCACGUGCCUCCUCCUGCACGACGCCGCCGUCUUCCUCGCCGCGCCCAAGGGACGCGGGGGGUGCUCCGCGGAGGCGCUCGAGGGGCGAGUGGUGCAGGGCCUCACGGGACCCGUGCAGUUCGCACCGGACGGGUUCCGCAAGGACGUCCACUUCUCUCUCUACAGCCUCGAGCUGGGGCGGAACGACUCCCGCGAGGUCAGGGUGGGUGACCACCGUGCGGGCCGCACGUCCUUCACGGCCGAGCUGCAGACUCUCCCCUCGCCCUCCGUGUUCAAGGGGAGAAUCGUGCGGGUCAUCGCCGUGGAGGAGCCCCCUCUGUUCGGCUGCGUCCCUGGCUGUGCGAGACCCUGCUCCCCCGCGUGUGGCCGUUUCCAGGGCUUCCUCUACGAGCUGCUGAAGGAUCUGUCCUUGAAGCUCAAUUUCAGAUACGUCAUCUCCAAUGUGACUUCGGGCAUCCAAGACAAAGACGUGAUGCAAGACAUCCAGAAGAAGCUCACAAAGAACGAGGCUGACUUCACGCUGUGCCUGUGCCCCGUGCGGGGCAACCAGGAGAACCGUGAACUGGAGUUCUCCUUCCCACUCAUGGACCGCGGCUACCAGAUGCUCAUUCGCAAGCCCGAGAGGGAGCUGUCCGGGGCCUUUGAGUUCCUCAACCCCUUCCACGUUUUGGUCUGGUUGUCCAUCCUCCUCGCCUGCAUCGUGGUCGCCUUCGUCCUCGCCGCCAUCAACCGCUUCGACCCCUACGAGUGGCGCAACUUGGCCAAGCGUGGCAAGGUGUCCCGCGAGGAGGGACGCGGCAUGGACCUCCUCAACUGCCUGGGCUUCACGUUGGUCAGCAUGGUGCAGCAGAGCGUGAGCGUCGUGCCGCGCUCCUACGCCGGCAAGAUCGUCGCCUUCUCCUGGUGGUUCUUCGUCCUCGUCACCAUCUCCACGUACACCGCCAACCUCGCUGCGAUCUUCCAGUCGCAGAACUCGCCCAAGCUCGAGUCGCUCGCCGACCUCGUCGACCAGAACGACUUCAAGUACAACACCUACCACGGCUACCCGCUGGUGGAAUUCCUGCGCGGCGCACGGUCGCAGCCCUUCCAGGCCAUCUGGGAGCACAUCGAGCAGAACAGCAAGAACGACCCCAAGCCGCACCUGCUCAGCUCCGAGGAAGAGGGCCUGCAGAUGGUGGGCAACAGCAGCUUCGUGUUCCUGGGCUCCAGCGCCGCGGUCUACCGCGCCACCACCACCAACUGCACGCUGCAGGUGGCUGGCGAGUUGUUCUUCAAGUCCAAGACGGCCCUGAUGUUCCCGCGCGGCUCGGUGCUCCGUGAGCCCGUGUCGCGCGCCCUCAUCGCGCUGCAGCGAGAGGGCCGCCUCGAAGAGCUGGAGGAGGAGUGGCUCGAGGCCAAGGGCCCCCACUGCGAGGGAAAGGAUUCCGGCUCGGAGAAGACGGUGGACGUCAACGACACAGAGGGCAUCUUCUACCUGCUGUGCAUUGGCCUGUCGCUGGGCUUCAUGGUGAGCACGCUGGAGGUGGCCUGCCACCGCGCCCUGCGCGACAAGAAGAAGCGCAAUCACUCCAUGCACGCCGGCAAGCAGCCCUCCAUGUAAAGACUAUGAUUUUAUUUUACCAGGUAAGGCUCCCACUGAGCUGUGUGCCUCUUUAUUCAGAAGCGACCUGGCCAUCGCAAACGAUAGCUCGAUGAAGUGGCUUAUCGCAUGGAAAUGUAGAGGGGAAAAACACUGUAAACGCGCGUUCAUUCUAAGAGUGGAGGGAAAAACCGGAGGACCUGGAGAAUGUAGCCUCGCGGUGGUGAGGUCAAGGGUGGUGGUGGUCGUGGUCCUUGUGGUGGUGGGCCUGAUUGGAGUGAGCCUUGGGGUGAGGGUGGUGGUGGGCCUGAUUGGAGUGAGCCUUGGGGUGAGGGUGGUGGUGGGCCUGAUUGGAGUGAGCCUUGGGGUGAGGGUGGUGGUGGGCCUUGGCGUUUGUGUCAGCCUUUUGUGGUGGUGAGUCUGGGUUGUAAGUCCCAUGUGCAGUGAGCCGAUCGAUGAGCCUUCUAGCGAGGCUUUCAUGUAGUAGCAGUAGUAGUCAGUCGUGUCGUGAACAAGCUGUCUGCAGUUCAGAAGUCAACCUCGUAGUCAGAGACUACACAGCAAACCUGAACCACGACUGGAUCAGGUAUCGCUCGCCACUGAUGUCAGCCGUUGCCAGGAAGUCCAGAGUGCAGUGUGCAAACAAACCGCCUGCAGGACCACUGCUCCCACCACUGAUGGAUGCGCGUCUAUGUGGUAUUAUCAUCAUCAUUAUCGUCAUCUUCACCAGCCAUGGUCAAUCCGCUGCUGGAUGUAUAUAUGUAUUUAAUCUCACAUUCGGUGUUCUCAUUUCACUUGGCUUCUAAUGAAGGUUUGCAUACCUGGCUAAUAUAAUCCGUGCUACGUAAUACACGCAGUGGAACAUCCAAUUAGUGUAGUUCCAUGCAGAUGUGAUGAGUGUGUAGCGAUGCAUCGAUUCGUGAAAAUAAAAUGUAUUAUUAAGCGCACGGUAAAAGUUAUUGCGUGUAAUAAUCAUAUAAUUCCAUUACAACCUACCAAUACUGAUUUCGAAAAGUUUUUUGGUUUGGCUAUGUUUGUUUGUUGUAGUACGGAGUUAGAAUGAUGGCUUUAAUCUAAGUUGUCUUGUGGUUGUUGUUGUUUGACUUGCAUCCCACUGGGAUUUUUGCACAGCGUUGGUGUACGGUGCUUUUUUUCUGGAAGACUUUGCAGUUUUUUCAUGGAUUUUUCUGUUUGCGCGCAGUCACUUUAAGAUGUUUUCUUGUUCAUGUUUUUGUUUUUUGUUUGUUGCGGUUGCACCCGAUUCAAGAGCCGAAUGGC
This is a messenger RNA of Lethenteron reissneri (Far Eastern brook lamprey), 3961 nucleotides long. RefSeq names its product glutamate receptor ionotropic, kainate 2-like. Gene Ontology annotation, biological process: monoatomic ion transport. The record is from RefSeq and is a predicted model, not a curated record. Gene Ontology annotation, cellular component: membrane. Gene Ontology annotation, molecular function: signaling receptor activity; ligand-gated monoatomic ion channel activity. NCBI's taxonomy places the organism in Eukaryota, Metazoa, Chordata, Hyperoartia, Petromyzontiformes, Petromyzontidae.